AUGGCGUCGUUGCUACAAGCGAUUGUAGAUCCAAAGAAAAACUGGUUCGCCGCUCAGCACAUGAAAGCCGUUUCCAAACGCCUUCGCAAAUACGGUCUCCGAUACGACGAUCUGUACGAUCCAUAUUACGAUGUUGAUAUCAAGGAGGCUCUGAAUCGGCUUCCGAAGGAGGUUGUUGAUGCUCGCCAUGCGCGUCUCAAGCGCGCUAUUGACCUUUCCAUGAAGCACGAGUAUCUCCCUGAGAAUCUUCAGGCAAUGCAAACACCAUUCAGGAGCUACCUUCAGGAGAUGCUGACCUUUGUGAAGAGGGAACGGACAGAGCGGGAAUCAUUGGGAGGUUUGCCCCUAUAUCAACGAACCCUUCCAUAA
This is a messenger RNA of Vicia faba (fava bean), 369 nucleotides long. NCBI's taxonomy places the organism in Eukaryota, Viridiplantae, Streptophyta, Magnoliopsida, Fabales, Fabaceae. The record is from the annotation of a GenBank genome assembly.